GCCGAUUCAUAUGUUAGUUGAAUAGCGACCGUCGUGCGGAGCGUACGCGCGUCACCCUCCCGCCGUCUCCUACGAACCCGAACACGUAUUUGCACCCCGAACGAACUAUGAGGAAUCAUUCACAAAUAUAAGUGCUUUAUUUUUUUUUUUAUUCACCUGUGAAGUGACAAGUUGACGAUGGCGUGGUUUUUAUGUGUAUUAUUGUGCGCGUGCGCCGGUGUAAUGGGGUUUAAUGUUGAUAUACCCUCAAGGGUGGUUUACACUGGCGAAUCCAAGUCUAUGUUUGGUUUCACUGUGCAAUCACACGUGGAAGGUCAAAGAAAAAGCGUGCUGGUGGGCGCACCAGAAGCGGAGCCCUACCACGUACCGAACGUGACGAGGCCCGGCGCGGUGUACCGCUGUGACACCACCCGGGGUUACGGGUACCGGCCCCUGCAGUCCUGCACGCUUAUGGACUUCGACAAGGUUAAAUAUAACAACGAGGACAGUCACCGCAAUCAGAUCGACCAGAAGUCGUACCAGUGGCUGGGAGCCACCCUCAGCAGCAGCGGUAGCAACGGUCCCAUUGUGGCAUGCGCGCCUCGCUUCGUCUCUUUCGUGUCGCACAAACUGAAUCAGCGUGAUCCAGUUGGCACGUGCUUCAUCGCCAAGACCUUGGAUGCUGAUCGCGUGGAGGAAAUCUCGCCAUGUCGGACGAGUCACCGAAUCGUGGACGAAGCCAGUCACGGUCAACGUAAGUCAGGCGUAUGCCAAGCAGGCUUCUCAGCUGGUGUUGCCAAGGAUGGCACGCGGUUGUUUAUGGGUGCACCUGGAAGCUUCUACUGGCAAGGGCGAACGUUUUCGAUAGAUAUUACCAUCGAACACAACCAGUACUUUAUGUCAUCAAUACCAGAAGAAGGUAGGCUGUACUCCAGAAAUUCAACUUAUCUUAUUGGAACAACCGAAUCUAAUCCAAAGUUUGAUAAUUCGUACAUGGGCUAUUCCAUUACCGUUGGAGAUUUCGAAGGACCCGGCAUCCAAAGUGUUGCAGUAGGUGUUCCUAGAGGAGCUGACUUAAAAGGCUUGGUUGUAUUGUACACAUGGGAAUUGCAAGCCAUAAAGAAUCUGACUGGAAGUCAGAUAGGUGCUUAUUUCGGUUACUGUCUCGCCGCUGGUGACUUCGACGGCGACGGUGCUGAUGAUAUCGUCAUCGGUGCACCCAUGUUUGUAAAACCCAGGAGCGAUGGGUACGAGCACGGAAGAGUCUACAUCGUAUACCAAGGGAAAGACAGGUCAUACACAAAAUACCAUUCACGUACUGGGGAGGUGUCGAGGGGAAGAUUCGGUUUGGCUGUCACGUCACUGGGUGACAUCAACUAUGACGGAUUUGGAGAUAUCGCAGUUGGUGCUCCGUACGCUGGUGAGAAUGGUCGUGGUGUCGUCUACAUAUACCAGGGUAGCGUCGCCGGGAUCCGUGAGAAAUAUUCUCAGGCAAUUACAGCCGAAGAGGUCUCUCCGACGCUGUCCACCUUCGGCUUCUCAUUAUCUGGAGGCAUCGAUUUAGAUGACAACAAUUACCCUGAUUUGGUUGUCGGCGCUUACAAAUCGGACACUGCUGUGUUUUUCAAAUCUCGUCCGGUCGUCCAAGUGACGGCUGAAGUGAGUUUCGCUGGUGAAAAGUACAUAUCGCUCACUGAUAAGAAUUGUUUGCUGCCAAACGGCACCAGCGGCACUUGCGCCAACAUCAUGUUCUGUCUCACAUACAGCGGUGUCAAUGUCGACCAACAGAUCAACUUCGAAGUAACCGUGGAGCUGGACUCGAGGCAGAAGACUACGAAGCGACUGUUCCUGGAAAGCCGAGAGACGAACUAUACGACGCACAUUCUAGUCACCCAGAAACAACAUUCCUGCAGGAACAUCACCGCUUACCUUGAUGAAGAGAUACGUGACAAGCUAACUCCGAUAGAAGCGAAGAUGACCUAUCGCCUGAUAACGCAGCCGUCCGGUGACAUAGUGCCGCCCGUUCUUGACCAGACCGAGAGCAUCGUCCACACUGACUCGCUCAACAUACAGAAGAACUGCGGCCCCGACAACAUUUGUAUACCGGACUUGAGGAUGUUUGUCACCACCCCUGUCGCAAAAUACCUUCUCGGUUCUGGCGAGAAUAUCAACAUUGAUAUCAAAGUGGACAAUUCGGGCGAGGACGCGUUUGAAGCCGGUUACUACCUUGGUCUCCCUGCUGGGGUCACGUACGCCAAGAUGGAGAGGUUGGACAAGGACAACGCAGACGCACUGCCCAUAUACUGCUCCAUGAUGACCACGGCGCCGAGUGCGAACAGGACCUUGAAGUGUGACCUUGGCAAUCCACUGGCUAGUGGACAGAAAGUAAACUUCCGUAUAAUUCUGGAGGUGGACGCUCGCGUGAGGAAGCUGGUCUUCGACAUGGAGACCAAUUCGACCAACCCUGAACAGGGCACUAACUACGACAACGUCAAACACAUGAUCAUUGAUGUCGUGACUCGAGCUAUUCUUUCUAAUAUUGGAACAUCAGAUCCACCUGAACUCCACUACAAUGGCUCAUUGUACCAAUCGCAGGAUUUGAAGGACGACACCAAACUCGGACCACAAGUGAUACACAAAUAUAACAUCAAGAAUGAAGGCCCGUCUACUGUGAACGAGGCAGAAAUCAUUAUCAUGUGGCCAUACCAGACUCUUGAUGGAGAGAACCUUAUGUAUAUGCUGGUGCAACCACAGACGGUAGGCAACGUGAAGUGCGACAUAGCGAAACAUAUAAACCCAGAAGAAUUGUUCGUACAGACACCCUAUGCGUUCUAUCUUACCAAAGAGAAAGAAGCUAUGUUAUCUACCGAUCUUUAUAAGGAGUCUGAAAUACUUGGUAGUAGCGGCUAUUAUGGACAAGUGAACUGGGAUUAUAGUCAGUCUGGUGACAAUCAAGCUUCGGUUGGGCAAGGUGGUGGUAGCUUCGUAUCAGGGGGACAGUCUACCCAUAGGCAGUUCGGUGUUAAUCAGGGCUCCGGUGGACAGGUUACCGCUAGCAAUGGCCACACUUUCACAUUCAACAAGACAUGGGGCGAGUCUUAUGACCCAGGUUUGACAGAAGACGAACAAGAGCUGGUUAGAAGGAGAAUUGCUGCGAAAGUAGCAGCUGGAAGUCAGGCUAGUGAUUAUGGAAGUCACAGUAGUCAGGGUAGCUAUAACCAAGGCGGUUACAGUGGGGGAAGUCAUGCCCAAGGCAAUUGGCAGGUUGCCGAAGGUGAAGGUUACAAUCAGGGUGGGAAGAUCGUAAGAGUCAAAAACAGAACAAUUACAUAUGAUAAAGACGGAAAUAUUAUAUCACAGGUUGAAAGUAGUACUGAAUACGGAGAUUUGGGACAUGAGGGUGAAGCUGGAAGCUCUUUCCAUCUUUACGGUAACAGAGAAAACAACCAAGGAUCUAGUGGGAGCUACAGCCAUAACUAUGGACAAGGUUACUCUCAAGGAUCUGAACAUAGUCACGUGCAAGGAGGCAGCGGAUUUGCUCAAGGAUCUCGCCAAUAUAAUCAGGGCUCCUAUAAUAGUCGUGGUUCUGGACAAGGGUUCGGUCAUAGCUCGUGGGCUACAACUGAAACCGUCAAUUCUGAUGUCAUGAAGGCCGGUUCUUCGACUUACCACAGUAAUAGUGGCUUGACUGUCCUUGGUGAUGAGGAAGAAGACAAUAUCGGGGGAAUUGGAGCUUAUGCAGCUCAGGAUUCAAACAACGAGUUUAAAUAUGGAAUCGCUGAUGUUACAAAUAGUGGGGGUGGUGCAAGCUCUCAAAGUGGGAGUUACAGCAAUGGUGGUUAUGCUGGCGGCGUUUCAUAUCAGGGUGGCCAUGCUGGCGGUGGCAGUUACCACAGCAGUGGAGGUGCACAAGCGAGCAAUAGCGGCGGGUACUAUUAUUCUUCUUCUUCACAAUCAGGUGGUCAAUCCAGUAUGCACGCCGAGAGCAGCUACGGUUCAUCAGGCGGCAGGCGAGUAUACAGCAGGCGGCGUCGUCAAGAUAUGGUGGAUAAUCAGUUGAAAGAGGUGUUAGAAAAAUGUGAACAGAAAUACAAGUGUGCAGUCGUGAGAUGCAGGACUGGUGUCCUACUGAAGGAUCAGGAGAUCUGGCUCGCUCUGAGGUCCAGGAUCAAUGCUACAGUCUUAAACGAGAUCUCCAGGGAGCGCCCAGUCAAGCUAUCAACGCUAACAGCCGCUCGAGUCACAUCACUGCCAACAGUGGGCCGGCCGCAGGACCAGUCGUGGAAGAUAGCCGAAGCUAAUACUGUGAUCACACCGCAGCUGGAAGCGCUUGAAAGCGGUUCCAUACCGCUGUGGGUUGUGGUGUUAGCUGCUGUUAUUGGCGCUUUACUCCUGCUCUUACUAAUCUAUGCUUUAUAUAAGUGUGGCUUCUUCAAACGCAACCGCCCCUCGGAUCACGCCGAGCGGCAACCACUGAACAACCACGACGAGCACCUCUGAUAUCCGACCACCGACCUCGGGCUGACGAGCGACACGGGCGGCACCAGCACCGCUAGCGACUCCUCCACGGACGCCGCCAGCGACGUCACCAGCCGCGAUUCCACCAGCCUCGACCGGUACUGACGGAACAAAGUACUCGUCUAUAGAUUCUAGAUUGUUCUCCAACACUAACAUUUCCAAGUGUUGCAAGUAUUAAAAUAUUCGAAUUUCAAAAACACGCAUAAAUUUAUAUGGUAGAUGAUUCAAAUGUUGCAAGCAAUAAAAAUAUUCGAAUCUCGAAAACAUGCAGAGGUUAUUUCAUAUAGUAGAUGAAUAAUGAAUUGCUGAAUUCAUCUCUUAAAAUGAUACGCACAUAAUAAAUAAUCAUUGUAUUAAAAAUCAGCACUGCCCUUAUAUUGACGAAACUGGAAAAUGAAUUUGUGCAACCAUUUAGUAGUAUUGAAAUAAUAAAAUGAAUAUUCAUAGUUUUGUAUAACUUCUUGUAAUAUACCUCUGUCUAAAAUAUCAACAUCGAUAGGUAUCAUAAAAAAGCUAGUUUGUAGUGUAAAAAUUUAAAAUUUAAUGAAUGAACGUUUUUUUGUUCGAUAUAAUGUAGGUCUGUUACUGAUUUGAGUAUUUUAAGUGUUGCAAGUAAUAAAAAUAUUUGAAUUUCGAAAACAUGAGAGAUGUAUGGUAAUUUUAUUAUAACAGUGUUUCUAAAACAAUGGUAUAAAUUACUGACUUAUUCACUUCAAAUAUAGAGCAGACAAUGGUAAUUUUAUUAAAAAAAAUCAGAAUAAGCAAAGGAACAAAGCCGUGCAUAUAGCCAGAUUGGCUAUAUGUACGUACUAUAUGUACUUUCAAAUACUAUAAAUUAAGGAAUCUAUAGAUUGUCUUUGUUUAAGUUAAAAAUUAACUACAUAGCUAAUUUUUUGAGGUUGGUGGAAUUUACACAAUUUUCUAACGGAGAUUCUUUUAUAUUGGAUACUUAUAUUACAAAAACUGACAACUUGCAAUUACUAAAAAAAAAAAAAAAUCAAAUUGUACACAAUAAAAAAAAAUAGUAUAAAGACGUAUAAAUAUUCCAGCUGGUGCGAUAGUGCCUUACUCGAAGAAAUUAGUGCCUUAAACUUUUUUAGGCAUUAAAAAAGUUUAAUAGGUAAAUUUUUCACGAUAUUCCCAAGCUGUAUAUAAAAUAUUAUUUCGUUGUAAUAUAUUACUAGUCACGAUAUUAAAUACAAUUAUUAUUAAACUUGUUGGGUCGCCAUACUAGUAAAUAUUUAAAAUAAAAGCGAAAAAGUAUAUGUGAGAAGGGAUAAAUCUCAAAGUGUGAUACUGUAAAAAGUGUGUCUAUUAAAUGUAUGGAAGUGUAGAUUGUCUAUGUUACCAUAGCGCGCGUCUCCAACUUUUACUUCAAUGUGUGUAACCAUGUUCAGACAUGGUGCUCUGUUUGUGUUUGUGAGGACACGUCUCUAAUGGCGAUCCGGAUAGAGGAGGGUUAUACUUCUUGGUCGAUAUCUUGUAAAUAUUUUUACUCGCACAUUUUUAAUUCUUUGAAUUUUGGAGGGGCGUGGUAUGUUUUUAUAGACAAUCUAUAAUUGAGAAAUGUGAUUUAUGUUUAAACUAAUUAAGUUUAUUUUACUAAAUGAGAUGACAUCUUCACGUGUAUUUAUAUAUGAAUGUGAAAUAAGAUAUAUUUAUUAAUUUACUAUUAAUGCUUCAAUAGUUUUAACUAUAAAUUUAAUUUAGGAGGCAUUGUUGUAAUACCUACAUGUUUUUGAAUAGGUAUGUAAUGAAGGAUUAUUUCAAAAUAACAGUGGAAUUCUAGCUUUGAAUUUAAGGUAUAUAUAGGAUAGCAAUAAUGUUUUCAAUUGUAGUUUUGUAGUUAAUGGACUGUUUUUGUAAGGCCAUUCUAAUUUAUUAUAUUAAAUUAAGUUUUCACCUUCUCGACUUAUGUCCGCUUUAAUAAAUACCCUGUCCUCUAACCUAUAGGAAAAAAAGUACGUAUGUCCUCUAUUGACAGUUUCUAAGUCCUUCCACUACCUUGUCCUCUCUUUUAAUGAGUGUUUAUUGAAUUUGUAGAUUAUAUAUAUUUUUUUGUUAUAUUAUAUUAUAAAUUAAUUGACAGUUAUUAUAUUUAAAAAUCGAACAGAACACGGAAUUAUUUUGAUGUGAAAUUAGCUAAAUUUAAAUUAUAUAAGUAAUUAAUUAUAUUAGAAUGGCUUUUACUUACAUUACAUUACAUAUAGGUAAUAAAUUACUCAGUAUGCCUUCAUUAGCAAUAUGUACAGCAAAUUAUGUAUGUUGUAUAUACAUUUAAAAUGUAAGUACAUAUAAAUGAGUAUAAUUAUAUGAAAGCGUGCCUUCUGAAACUGCCAGUUACUACUUAAUAUAUUAAUUAUAUUAAUAAUAAUAUUUUAUAAUUCAAUUAUUAUUAAUAGAGGAUAAAUUAUUAAAAAAAAAACACAUAUUUAUUGAUAGAUCUUUGUUCUAAUCUUACGGAGGAAACUCCAUAAGGUUACAAUAGUAAACUUAUUAGUAUAUAUAAUAUAUAUUUUUUAAUUAGUUUUUUUUUUAUUCAAUUUUUUUUAAUAUAUUAUUAUGAAUACGUAACUAUAUAUAGAUUUUAAAUUAUUCUCUAUUAAAAACAAUUGAAUUAGUUAUAUAUAUCUAAUAACAGUAUAUGUAGGUAAUAUAUAAUAUAAUAUAUAUUUUUGUAACAUAUUUUUUUUCACAGAAAAAUAUCUUUUUAAUGUAAAUACACUUGGAGGUUGUAAGUUUAUUUUCUAAAAGUUGUACUUAAUAAUUUUAAGUGGUGUCCUAUGUGUUUUUUUUUUAUCAUUUUCUUAUUUUUUUUUUCUUUCUCUUAAAUUCUACUUUAAAAAAAAUAUAUUAUUGAAAAUAGUUAUAGUUCUGUGAAAAAAAUUUUGUUACAAAAAUUAUAUAAAUAUAUCAAAAAGAUUUUUGAUAGAAAACCGCUUCUAUUUUAGACUAGUGGAGUCGACUAAACCAUUAGUUGCCAUAAUUACGAAUAAUAGUAGCGUAAUGUAUUUUGGUUGUUUGUAUCGGUAACUCAUUUGCAUUUACCAAAAAUUUUUUUUUUAAUAAAAAAUUGUUUUUUUUUUAUUAAUUUAAUUUAAA
Messenger RNA from Galleria mellonella (greater wax moth), 7599 nucleotides. It is a transcript of the gene if, whose product is annotated as integrin alpha-PS2-like. The transcript has 26 exons. The record is from RefSeq and is a predicted model, not a curated record. The coding region runs from base 178 to 4479 and encodes 1433 amino acids. Gene Ontology annotation, cellular component: integrin complex; external side of plasma membrane. Gene Ontology annotation, biological process: integrin-mediated signaling pathway; cell-matrix adhesion; cell adhesion mediated by integrin. Lineage: Eukaryota; Metazoa; Arthropoda; Insecta; Lepidoptera; Pyralidae. Gene Ontology annotation, molecular function: integrin binding.